Molecule: messenger RNA, 1618 nt
Organism: Vigna unguiculata (cowpea)
Lineage: Eukaryota; Viridiplantae; Streptophyta; Magnoliopsida; Fabales; Fabaceae
Product: HSP20-like chaperones superfamily protein
Cellular component (GO): nucleus
Source: RefSeq, a predicted model, not a curated record
CUCCUUCUCUACACUCUGUGCUAUGCAUUGUGCAUGCUGCUACUCUGUUUCUCACUGUGACAAACAAACAAACAGGGGCGGUGCGUGAUGGUUUCCGAGGCUGACCUAAAAAAUGUGACACCCAAUGAUGAUCAGUGUUUUUUAGUGUAUUUCAUUGUGGGAACCUACUUUGGUCCUGACGUCAAAUCCGAAGCAGCCACCAAAAAAUCAAUAUUGCAGAGAGUAGCAGAAGGGUUUCCUCCAUACACAUUGAAUCAAUUAACCAAUUCUUUCAUCAAAGUUGUUGAAUUGGAGCGUGUUUAUUAUUAUAUACUCGGGAAGAGUGAUAAAUCACUGAUCCUUAAGUUAACCUUUCUGCGUCGGUUCUUUCAAGGUCAGAGUGGAAAUACCAAUUACCCCCACUUUCUCGAUUUGUUCCCUCCCCACUUACACCCUCACUCCCGCUUCCAAAACCGCUAUAAAAUCAUUCACAACGUUCUGUUUAUUAACAAUCCUGAUAGCAGGUACAUAAAGCCAGGGGACGUUGAGAGGUUCAAGAGACUGAGUGGGGUGGAAGAGUUGCAUGUGGACAGAGACGCUGUCAGGUUGCAACUGGGUGUUUCUUCUUACGACAAUUGUGUUCUAAACAACUCUAGCAAGCCCAUGGGGAAGAAUGACAAUGAGUUCUCUGGUAGGUUUUAUAAAUUUCAGGAUAAUGUUAAUGGUCGUGUGAGGGAUACUACAAGUAAUCGACAUCAGGGUGGUGGUGAUAUUGAAGAUGAUGUGAGUAAUGAUCCUGAAGAAGUUGGGGCAGCUAUGUUGGUCCUUCCUACACGUCCUUCUAUGGAGGAAUUGUCUGACAUGGUGGCUGCUACAAAGAAUGGAUUUGCCUUAACUGGAAGUGUGGCUAAGGCACAAUUUGGUCCCAGCAUAGGACUUCUGGACAUUGGAGAGUGUGAAGACUCCUACCUGUUUCGCGUGUCUCUUCCAGGAGUCAAAAGGGAUGAAAAGGAACUUCUAUGUGAUGUUGAGACUGAUGGAAAGGUAUUGAUAUCUGGAGUAACUAUAACAGGAGAGACUACAGUAUACAGGUACUCUCAUGUUUUUGAAAUGCAAACUCAAAACCUUUGUCCACCAGGUCAAUUCACCUUGUCCUUCCGGCUGCCUGGUCCUGUUGAUCCACAUCACUUUUCAGGUAAUUUUGGCACUGAUGGAAUUCUUGAAGGAAUUGUUAUGAAAGCGAAAUCAGGAUGAACAAGUUGUUUGGUUAGAAUCAUCUCUUUUGUUUCACUAGACACCAUUGAAAGUUACUAUGGAUCGAUACAAAAUGUCAAAUAGCUGUGGGUUGAGUGACAAUAUCCAGUAUGGUAGCUACACUAUCUUCACUUUCAAUAUCCAAUUGUCACAUGAUUAGCUAAUCCAUUUUAUCCACAUAUGAAAGAGUGGUUCACAGACUUGUGUUAAUUUUGUGCUUACUACUCUGCAACUUAAACACACAAUCCCUCUUCAUUUGGUAACUCUAUAUGUAAUUUAUAUUGUUCCAUCGAUCUGGAACUAGGCCCUCAGUGACUGCACAUGGAAAUAGUUAUGAUUUAUCAAUGAUUUUGGAUAACAGUAAAAGUUGAGUUCUUUCUUCUUA